Trypanosoma brucei brucei TREU927 is the source of this 573-nucleotide messenger RNA. RefSeq names its product 40S ribosomal protein S9, putative. The coding region runs from base 1 to 573 and encodes 190 amino acids. The record is from RefSeq and is a predicted model, not a curated record. Gene Ontology annotation, cellular component: cytosolic small ribosomal subunit. Lineage: Eukaryota; Euglenozoa; Kinetoplastea; Trypanosomatida; Trypanosomatidae. The transcript has a single exon. Gene Ontology annotation, biological process: translation; positive regulation of translational fidelity. Gene Ontology annotation, molecular function: structural constituent of ribosome; rRNA binding.
AUGCGCAACUACAACAACUUCAACCGCGUGUGGAAGGCCCCACGGCGACCCUUCGAGAAGGAGCGUCUCGACCGUGAGAUGAAGCUCUGCGGGCAGUACGGCCUGCGCUGCAAGCGCGAGAUUUGGCGCGUCAACAUGACACUCUCAAAGAUGCGUCGCACUGCUCGCCUUUUGCUGACGCUUCCGGAGAACCACCCGCGCCGCCUUCUUGAGGGCUCUGCGAUUAUGCGCCGCUGCCACGGAUAUGGUUUCCUCGACGAAGAUAAGGACAAACUCGAUUAUGUGCUUUCUCUCACCGUUCCCGACAUUCUCGAGCGCCGCCUUCAAACGGUCGUCUUCAAGCAUGGCCUCGCAAAGUCAGUUCACCACUCCCGUGUUCUUAUCCAACAGCGGCACAUUGCUGUUGCUAAGCAAAUCGUUACGAUUCCUUCCUUUAUCGUGCGCGUGAGCUCUGAGCACCACAUCGCCUUUGCGGAUGCGUCGCCAUUCGGCAAUGGUCGCCCAGGUCGCGUGAAGCGUGUGAAAAGGAACGCUGCGAAGAAGGGUAGCGGUGGUGGUGAUGAUGACGAGUAA